GUUCAUCGAGUUUGGUAUCCGCUCGAACCAAACAAAAUGUCGACGCGACCACAACGGUGCGGAAGACGUAGAGCUCGGGAAGUGUUUAGCGGAUGUAGGCGUCGACGCGGGCGAUUCACGUGACGCUGGGGGCAGAGGCAGAUUUUUCCCGCUCACACCUGAGGCUCAUCUCAUCCCGGGUCAUAUGCCACCCGACUUCUGGUUUUGGAACUAUACCUACUACCCAAUGAAAAGCGGCAUGGAGUGCUGUUCAGAUACAGCAAUCUCUUUUCAUUACGUAUCGCCAAACAUGAUGUACGUCAUGGAGUACCUACUGUAUCACUUGCGACCGUAUGGAGUUGAACACUACAUCGCUCCUUCACAACAAACUGAAGACGACACGCCUCAUCAGCCGGCCACAACUUCUUCACGGUCAUCAUUGACUCGAAACGAAAUCCGACAAGUAUGGUCACUAGAUGCGCCACAACGUCCCACGGCUAAAAUGCAGGAGUCAUCGUUGCAGUCGUCCACAUCGUCAGCCACCAGGUUUAAGCAGUCUGGGGAUUCGAUCGGCAACGCUUUAUGAGCAUAAACACCGUAAUAGCUAUAGGAAACACAGUCAGUCGUCAUAUCCUGUGUGCGCUAGGAUAAGUAAUUUCACCUGCCGCCUUCCACUGACAGGAUUCCUCCAAGUAUAAGCGCAAGCGUGGGACGACUCGGCAGAUGAGCAGUGCUGUGGAUCUCCUAUUGUAGGAUCUCGCAUGUAGGACCAAGCGGCCAAUCACCGCUAUUUCCUUGCCGACCUCAGCUUGGCAUAUAUAUAUAUAUAUAUAAUUUCUUUCUGGGCGGAAAGAAUGUGGGCAGAAUACAAUGCAUGCGACCGUUUCGUGUCGACUGUCAAAAUAUGGUAGUUCAGUAAAACUAUGGUCGGCCGUUUUAAUUUGUAUGGCUAUAUAUGCUUCCAACAGAAGAACAAGGAAGAUGAAUUACUUAAUCAGAAUGGGUUACCAUACGUGUACAGCAAAUUUCCACUAACAAAUAGGCCUACAAGGAGGAUGCCUACAUUCAAAUGAACGUUCCAGACAUGAACUCAUUUUACUAAUUAUUGAUAAUCGAAGCGUUAUCAAUAAAAGCCGAUAGGGAAAAUAUUUCUUGAAAUUAAGUAAGGUCAUAAAAAUAAAAUAAGUAUAUAACACAUGGGAGACUCGAACUCACCACCUUUGUAUGCAGCUUUUAUUAACGCUAUUAUCGAAGCAAAUAAUACUAGAUAACACAAGGCAUUAUAUGAAAGCGGAAGGGAACUAACUGCUGCUGCUGAUGAUGAAAACGUGUAGCUGCUACACUCGCGCACUCACACAGUGACGAUGUAAUGCGACUAAGAUGAAGCGAUAGAUACCUUCCAUGAUGAGAUAAUUGAACUUACACGAAGAUCAAGGAUAACGAUAGUCUUCUGACAGUCUACAAACUAUAUCGAUCCUGCCAAACUGAACAGAGAGAGAAAGAGAGAGAAAAAAAAAAAGUUGUUUUUUACGUAUUUUUAACGUAUAAUCGAGUUCCAGUACUUAAUUCAUUCCAUUUAGCAAGACGUGACAUUGAUGAUUCUGGUGCUCUCGGCUGGUUGGCUCGGUACUUGCAACUAGAACGUAAUAUUGCCUCCUCUGUAACAACGUACAAUACACCACAUCGAAGCGUUAUAUAAUUUUGACUUUAUUAUUUAUAUGCCUGUGACGACGAGAUGUGUUCUAGCGUGAAUGAAAAUCAACGAGUAUUUUCGUUAUUUGUUUAGAUUUCGUUUGUGUUUAGCUUCUGUUCGUCGUCUGGAACUAUAGUAGGUAGAUCAUGGUUUUCGUAAGCUUGCUUCCAGUCACACUCAAUGCGUUCGAGUCUUUUAAAGGAAGCUUCAGAUACUAGUUAAUGAGGUGUGAGUAUGAGUACCGAGAUGAAGAGGUAAAAGCGCUACAAAUCCUUAGAUGGUCACUGGCAAUUUGCAUACCAUUCCUGUAUUUGUAAAUAAUAUUAGGAUUCAUGACGUAGCAGGCUUCAGCCGAAAACAAACGUAA
Molecule: messenger RNA, 2039 nt
Organism: Varroa destructor (honeybee mite)
Lineage: Eukaryota; Metazoa; Arthropoda; Arachnida; Mesostigmata; Varroidae
Product: glycoprotein-N-acetylgalactosamine 3-beta-galactosyltransferase 1-like
Molecular function (GO): N-acetylgalactosaminide beta-1,3-galactosyltransferase activity
Source: RefSeq, a predicted model, not a curated record